GCGUCCCAGUUUAGUUGCGUCUUUACAAGCUAACGUUUACACCAGCCACACAAAUCAAAUAAAUAAAUUAAUAAAUUACAUGUCUGGAAGCGUUUAAAACGUCGUAGUUCAUCUUUCCAAGUGGUUGAUUCUGACUGGAACCGAUUCGGAAAUCGAAAUCGAGUAAAAUGUUCUAUAUCAAAAAUGUGAAUUGAAUUUAUUGUCCUACGCACAAAAAAAAAAUAAUAAUUAAUAAACGACGACGGUGCCUACAUUUUUAUCAGUGAGAUUUAUCGAUGGUCGUUAGAUAAAGUAACUAAAAAUACGUAAGGGUUUACUGUGUGAACUCUGAGUGUAAUUUUAUUCGAGGUGUUUCUCUGUUAUCAAAAACCAAAAUGAACUGCUGAAACCGUUGUGGCAUACCAUUAAAAUGGAAUUCUUAAAAAAGACUUUGUUUGUUUUCGCCAUCCUCUACGAACUAACGCCCGGAGUUCAAAGUAAUUUGGAUCUGUUCUGUCAAUCCGAACUGACAGAAUGUAAAUGUGAUUAUUAUACCGGAACACUAUCGAUGGAUUGCUCGGACAUGGGUAUAGAAAAUAUACCAAACUUUUCAGACGACAGAGAACACAUUCACAGGCUUGAUUUGUCGAACAAUAAAAUCACUGCCUUCCCACUUGAGUUAAAUGAGCUAAUGACUCUGACCGUAUUAGAAUUAUCGAACAAUCGCAUUCAGACAAUCGAUGAAAAUGCUCUUGAUGGCUGCACCAAUCUUCGAUUCUUGUAUUUGAAUCACAAUAACAUUUCCAAUUGGGUGGACAUCAAUCCCAAUUUGCUACUACAACCAGCUGUUCAUUUGGAGGAGUUAAGUUUGGCUGGUAAUCCGUUAACAAGUUUCACCACAGUUGAUCAGUCGUAUGUUUUGACUAGCAGCAGUUUAAAACUGUUGGACCUAAGUGAUUGUAAAAUAACGAAAAUUGUUGGUCCAGUACUCGAUGGACUAUUGAACCUUGAACAUUUGAUUUUGAGUGGGAAUCCCCUUCACCAAAUAUCCGACCUCAAAUCCACAAGUCUACUUGCAUUAGAUUUAAGCCAAUGCAAACUCUCCUAUCUUCAGCCAACGGUUUUCUCGAAACUCCCUCUGCUAACCUACGUUAAUCUAUCGAGAAACACAAAAUUACAAUUGGCACGCAAUGUCGGUGAGUUUGUAAAAUCAGAAUCGCUGAAACGUAUCGAUCUGUCCAACUGCAACAUGGAUGCAAUUGAAUUGACUGGAUUUCCCAAAUUAACAACGGCCAUCCUACGCGGAAAUCUGAUCAAAUUCAUCGAUGGCCAAAGCUUUUUGAAUAAUGUCGAAUUGGAAAACAUUGACUUGUCGUACAAUGCCAUAAUGCAACUGGGUUCCGGGUCAUUUCGUAAAAUUAAACAGUUGAAGCAUCUGGAUCUGUCGUUCAAUGUCAUACCGAAAAUUGAAAGGGAAACGUUCAAGCAUAAUGACCUGCUGACAAGCAUUAAUCUUAGUAGAAACUAUAUGGACACUCUGCACCGAAUAACGGCCAGAUCUUUAACAUACCUAAAUAUGAGCUGGUGCGGCAUAUUACACGUUGAAUACGACGCAUUUGCUGAAAUGGGCGAACUGAUCGAAUUGGACUUAUCGAAUAAUCUAAUUUACGAUUUUCCGGUAAGCUUACAGUCAGACUCACUACAGACGUUGGAUUUAAGUAUGUGCAGGUUGUCAACAAUCAAUAACGAGACGUUCCGUGGAUUUCCGCAAUUAUCACGCAUCAAUUUGUCUGGCAACCGAUUUACCACAACAUUCAAAAGAGAAUUCUUUGACGAUAAUCCCUACAUACAGGACAUUUGGUUGGGAGAUAAUCCUUGGCGUUGUGAUUGUCGAUCGUUGGAGUUUUUCCACUUCUAUGACUAUCUUAUUGACAUCCCUGCCAAGGUUAACGAUCGUGGCCUUCUAAAAUGUAACAGUCCAGAAAAAGUGUUCGGAUUGACAUGGGACACAGCAUGCUCCGCUGAAUGGUAUGCAAAUGGUAAUACUGCUGUGGGAACAGCACAGAAAGUGUGGACAUAUAUACUGGUCACCAUGCUGGCAUUUACUGGUGUUAUGUGCCUGUACAUGAGUAUUCGUCGAUAUAUAAAGGGACGUAAACUAACACGUCUGGAAGAGGAGCGGCUACGAAAUUUAGAAGCGGCUAGAAAUACGAUGCGAGAAAAUCGCAUAAUGCUGGAACAACAAAAUCAACUAAACGCACCCGAUCCAAGGGAAUCACGACCACCAUGCUACGAAGAUGCAAUUUUGUUGCCACGCUUGGAUGGUUCGUUUGCUUCAUUAAACGAAUUAAACUCAAAGAGAUUAGGACGUCGAUCUACUUCAACAGAUAGUAACGAGCAAUUGCGGAACAAAAACCGAUGUAGGAGUGAAGAGAUGCUUUCACCUAGACAACAGUCGAGACGAACAGCGAGAUUAAGUGCUAUACGUGCAUCAGUUGCUCCCGACAAUACAAUACGUCCACGAGAAGAAAAUACUGUCACCACAUCUUCACCUCCAGUAAUAGAAGUUGCACCUCGACAAUCUUCAAUAUCGUCCGACGAUGAAGUGUAUGAACGUUUAGAAAGACUGAAUGUAUUCGACAGUACCGAGGGCAGUCCGUAUACAAGACGAAAGCAGGAAGUGCUAGCGGAACGACACAAUGAACGUGUAGCAAGUGAUGACAUUGAAAUAGUGGAGAACUUUUACAGUGACAGUAACGAUAGCAGUGGUAGUUUAGAAUCGGUAGCCAAUAGUAGCGUGGAUGACUUUUCGGUAAUAUCCAAAAAUGAAGUUUCUAGAUCUAGAUCCUAAUAACCUUUUAUACACAAGCACAUCAUGUAUGUUUUAGUUGAAUUAAUACAAAAGUACUUCUUAUUGUUGUUUAAAAUA
Bradysia coprophila is the source of this 2908-nucleotide messenger RNA. RefSeq lists its product as uncharacterized. Gene Ontology annotation, molecular function: protein binding. NCBI's taxonomy places the organism in Eukaryota, Metazoa, Arthropoda, Insecta, Diptera, Sciaridae. The record is from RefSeq and is a predicted model, not a curated record.